Rhopilema esculentum is the source of this 1272-nucleotide messenger RNA. Lineage: Eukaryota; Metazoa; Cnidaria; Scyphozoa; Rhizostomeae; Rhizostomatidae. The record is from RefSeq and is a predicted model, not a curated record.
AUGGCCAACGGCGGAAUCGGCGGGAGACCGGUGAUGAUGGCGGAAGAGCUACGACUUCGGGGAUCAACGGCUUCAGGCGGAAGAAUUCCUGGAAAGAGGGAUGGUGUCCCUUUAAAAACACUAUUCAGAAGGCCCUGGCAAACCACUGUCUUAUUAUGCCAAGAACAACCAUGGAUCAUGCACAACCAACAGAAAAAAGCUAACAGCGUGAAGGGGACCGUAUCCUUAGAUACUGGUGCCUCGCUCGGUGAGGUUGUCCAUGUGCGACAGGUGGCUCCGGACCGUCAUCAAUCUACUGUGCGCAAUAAUGAAUCCAUCAGAAUUGGUACCUGGAAUGUCAGAACUCUGUACCAAAGUGGAAAACUGGAGAACGUUACACAAGAGAUGGCCAGAUUGGUUAUCCAUAUACUCGGAGUGUGGGAAACAAGAUGGGAUAACAAAGGCUCAACGGAUUUUCAAUCUUAUGAUUACAGAAUUAUACACUCUGGAGGUGAAACACAUCAAAGAGGGGUUGGGAUCAUUCUCGACAAAGAAAGAGCAAAAUGCCUGAUGGGAUACUGGGCUAUUUCAGACAGAGUUAUUCUAGUCAAGCUAAAGGGGCAACCUUUCAACAUAUCUAUCAUUAUAGUGUAUGCGCCACCAUCGGAAAGCAGUGAGGAGGAAAUCGUAGCAUUCUACAACAAGUUAGAGGAAGCAAAAUCACAUUGUAAGUCUCAAGAAAUUGUUGUCAUAAUGGGAGAUCUAAAUGCUAAAGUUGGUCAAGAAGCAGAUGGAGAAGUAAUCGGAAAACAUGGCCUUGGAAUACAAAAUGAACGUGGUGAAAGAUGGGCUCAAUGGUGCAAAACAAACGGACAAAUCAUUACCAACACAUGGUUUAAACAUCAUCAAAGGAGGAUAUGGACAUGGAAUAGCCCGGGCGGUCAAUAUAAGAACCAAAUUGAUUACAUAACCAUAAACAAACGCUUCAAAAAUGCAGUCCAGCAAACCAAAACUUAUCCAGGGGCUGACUGUGGGAUUGACCAUCGACUACUGUUUUGCAAAGUAAAAAUAAAACUGAAGAAGCUACAACAAGGAAAAGCAACACCAAAAUUGAACUAUGAACUAUUACAAAAAGACCCGGAAAUUAAGCAAAGUUAUACAGUUAAAGUGAAGAAUAGAUUUGAAGCACUGAGAGUGGAAGAAAAAUCAAAAUGGAAUAUAUUCAAAGAAGCGUUGGUAACAUCAGCGAAAGAAGUCAUUCCAAAAAAAGAAAGACCUUGCAAAAGUGGAUGA